AUGGCGAAUGGCAUGGCAGGCCAUGAGCACGAUUUCUACGUCUACGUGAGCGAGUCCAGCUGGCUCAACACGCCGGGUACUGGCGGGACCGAGUACAGCUCCUUGAACGAGGGGCUGCCGUACUGGUUCAACGGACUCGUACCGCUGGCAUAUCAGCUCGACGACGACAGGCUCAAGGCGCAGGUCCAGGAAGUUGCAGAUACCGUCUUGGGGUUCCAGGCCACUGACGGAUGGAUCGGGCCAGAGGUGGGUGAUGCCAGAAACUUUUGGGCUCGCACUCCCUUCUUCCUUGGCUUGACGCAGCUUGUCGAAGCGGAUAGCUCGUGGGAGACCCGGGUCAUAACGGCGCUCCGUCGCUUCAUGACGCUGGCCAACAAGAUGCUCCGCAACAACAGUCAGGGAUUUGCAAGCUGCCCUGGAAACGUCGACUGCACUUGGGGACAGGCGCGUGUGCACGAUCUCAUCAUCACUAUCCAGUGGUUGCUGGAAAAGUAUCCAUCCGACCAGGAUUCACUAUUGUGGGACAACAUGAAUCUGUUUUACUCUCAGACGAACUACAAGUGGGCGGAUUGGUAUACCGAGGGCGUAUUCCAGGAGGUGGUGAACCCUAAUAAUGCCUCCAACUUUCCAUAUAUCCACGGAGUCAAUGUCGGCCAAGGCUUAAAGGCAUCGACCGUCAUCUACAGAGUGACAGGGGACGAUGAUAUGAUUACCAAAAGCCAGAAUGCCGUCGAAUGGACAUUUCAAUAUCACGGCUCAGCUUCUGGAUCCAUCCUGGCCGACGAGAGGGAGCGCGAUUUGGCCCCUUACAUCGGAAGCGAACUUUGCACAGCCGUUGAGACAUCUUACUCCCUGGCCUACAUGUAUCAGGUCCUUGGGUAUAACUCGUAUGCCGAUCGUGCCGAGAGGACUAUUUUCAACGCGUUUCCCGUGAUGAUGACUGGCGAUAAAUGGUCUCACCAAUACAUGGACCAGCCGAAUCAGCCCUCUGCCCUCAACAUCAUCAGGAGCGACGGUAGUGUGCCGCAGGUCUUUACGACGGCGAAUAGCGGCGUGGCCACAACAUUUGGCAUGGAGCCUCUCUGGGUGUCGCACGCGGGCGGUCUGGCGCAUGCUCUUCUUGGCCCAUCAACAGUAAAAACGGUUCUCAACGGAGGUUCGGUCACAAUUACAUGCGACACAAACUAUCCCUUCAGCAACGUUCUCAAGUACUCCAUCAAUGCAGACAAGGCUUUCACUCUAUACCUGCGCGCGCCCGAGUGGUCCAAUAACCGGAUGUCUACCGUGUCUCAGUCUGGCGCGUCUUCAUCUCGCCUCACCCUUGAUGCCGAUCCGACGACGGGCAUGACCAAGAUCUUUGUCAACCCCGGAAAGACUACCAUCACAUACAUCAUCGUUGCCGGAGUAAGGACGGAACAAAGGCCAAACAACAGUGUUGCCGUCUUUUAUGGCAACUUGCUCUAUGCGUUAGAUGUUGGCUUCUCCCAGACUUCGUCUCUGCCACACGCAUAUUAUGAUCCCAGUGGCGCUGGGAUUUCUGGCUUGCCCUUCUCUCAGCUGCGAGAUUACUACGUCAACAGUACUAAGCCGUGGAACGUCGCAAUCGAUCCCUCCACAAUUCAGUAUCAUGGUGUGAGCAGCAAUGCUACCCUCCCAGAUCCCAUUUUUGAGCAGGGCGCGCCGCCGAACUAUAUGACUGUUGAUGGUUGCCAAAUCAACUGGCCGUUGUAUCUUGGAGUGACGCCUGAUGUGCCGCCUCUGAACAGGAAAUGUAUCGGGGCGAGGAAGUCGUACAAGUUGGUGCCGUAUGGAGGCGCAAAAGUGCACAUGUCGGAUUUACCAACAAUCAAGUUUUAA
This is a messenger RNA of Trichoderma breve, 1857 nucleotides long. RefSeq names its product beta-L-arabinofuranosidase. Gene Ontology annotation, biological process: carbohydrate metabolic process. The record is from RefSeq and is a predicted model, not a curated record. Bases 1 to 1857 code for a protein of 618 amino acids. The transcript is spliced from 3 exons. NCBI's taxonomy places the organism in Eukaryota, Fungi, Ascomycota, Sordariomycetes, Hypocreales, Hypocreaceae.